ACCCAUGAUAACCUCCUGCCUCAUCACAGCUACUCUAAAUACUAUUUUACCCAGACAUCCUAGACCAUUUCUUUUUUACUUAGACCAGAAAAUUGUCACAGGAACAAGACAGAAAAGAAGAAGAGUUUCAGAAAUCUGCAAGAGUCAAGUUUCCUUCACAUGAUCCAAGCGUCGCUGUGAUGAAGAUCCACCGGAGAAUCUUAACCCACUUCCUGUCCUGCACCUCACCGGUGGAUAAAGAGGGAUAUCUUUAUAAAAAGAGAGGGAGAAACACGUCGUACCUGCGCCGCUGGUUUGUCCUGAAAGGGAAUCUUCUGUUCUAUCAGGAGCGUCCGGCUGAUCGCCGUCUGCUUGGCGUGAUCGUCCUCGAGGGCUGCGUCGUUCAAACCGGAGAUUCGGACGUCUCCUUCUCUCUGGUGUUCACCGGUCCUGGACUUCGCUCCUAUCACCUGGCCUCAGACGAUCAACCGAGCCGAAAGAGCUGGGUGAACGCUCUCCGGUCAGCCAGCCACAUCUACAUCUCACUGCUCGUCAGGGACCUCGCUCAUCUUUACCAAGAAGUUAAAAAAGGGAAAAGCCUCAGUGAUUCUCCUCAUUCUUCAACAGCCACAGAUUCCUGUGUGAAAAUGUCCAGUUCCGUCAUCGCCGCUUUCUAUGCAGGAUCGCCAUAUUUGGCUCAGAUUUCUGCACCGACACACAGAGAUAUGAGAAGCUACAGUGCGAGCCACGCCUACCCCGGCCACCGCACCCACCACGCUCCAUCCGUGCCAAUCAGAUCGGCUAAUAAACGAUCGCCGAAACACUGGCCCAAAAGAAACGCCCACGUCACGCCUCUAAACGGCCCCGCCCCCAAGUACGGGGAGUGGCCUUUGGUGGGAUUCGACCCGAUGGACGAAUUCGUUAAACUUCACGAGUAUUACGGAAACGAGGUGAAGCAGGUGAGAGCUGAUUGGCUGAAGAAGAAACAGCAAGAGGCGGGCCAUAUCGAGGAGAAUCUUAUCGAUCUAGGGUGAUUUCUCACACUCCGAAUAUGUCUUGGUGUGACUCUUUAACCAUAAGACCUACACACCGUGUCGUAUUAAUGCUUGAUAACCGAUCCACUCUGAUUUUUAGACCCAGAUCCUCUCUUUUAAUCUGUGUGUAGCAAUUACAGAACAUUUUAAACAUUGCAAAUGGACUCAGCUGCAGUUUUCUCAGGCCACAGAAAAGAGAAGGUGACAUUGAGGAACUAUCUAAGGAAGUGAGAGAUUGUGGCGACUUUUACCAAAAACAAACCUGAAGAUCUUCUCUCUUCCUGUUCUGCUCACCUCACCGCACUCCAUUUCUUGAUUUCUGUUCUCAAAUCACAACAGGAAACUAGAAAUGCUUUAAAGAUUUAAACCCAGGGCAAGAAUUUGUUCAUUUUUUCUUCUUGCCUCAACCUAUAGAAGCAAAGCCAAGACAUACAUUAGACCUAACUGGGAAGAUGAUCACAAUGUGGUUUUAAAACCUGGCAACACUUUUCAUGAAGGUUUCCCUUCACUAACAUGAUUUAACUAACCAUGAACUUCAGCGUUAAUUCAUCAUCAGUCAGAUUAACACAAUAACUAAAGCUUGCAGUAUAUAACAUGCAAUAAGUGAAGGCAUGAUCCUUGAAGCGAUGUCAGGGGUCCAAGCACGGCUCAGAUCAACAUUACACCAGGACAAUAGUCGAGGGUCAAAAUCCUGGAAUGACAAAUCUCAGAACAUGACAUGGACUUUAUAAGGCAAUAAAUACUUCACAAAAAUAUUGAUACAAGAGAUUAGAAACAGACAAACGUAUCAAGGACCAAACAUGGGGCAGGUGACCACAGUAGAGCAACUAACAAAUAAAGAUCUGGGGCGGAGACAGGGCUAAAUACGAUGACACAGAAAGACUGACACAUUAAUUGAUGUUUACAAAGAUUAUAAAUCCAAAUAAUCGGCAUGUACGUUAACCAGUGUGUUAGAAUUUUCUGACCGAAUCAGAAGUUCAGGAUGUUAUCAGCUUUAACAUUCUAAACAAUCUGGAAAAGAAUUUUUGCUCAUUAACCUGGACGUAUUUUUAGCCACUGAUUUACAUAAACAGACAGUGCAAGUGUAUUUCAUCAACAUUAAUUAGUACAUGUCUUAAUUCAGAUAUUACUCUUACUCAUGGUUUAUUAAGUCUGAAAUUCAUGGCUUGUUAAUAUUGCAAAAGGUUGUUCAGUUUGGAUCAAUUGUGUACAUAUGGUGUACAAAUGGUAGCUAAUCAGUUGUUAUUAACCUUGCAGCUUUAAACAAAAGCUUCUGGGAUGUUACAAAUUGUUUUGCCAGAACACUGGAUUUGCUCCAGAUUACAGGUACGGUUGAGGCCAGAGUCCUUUAAUCUACAGUAUUACGUUUCUAAACCCAGUCCAAACUCAGAACCCUGCUGUUCCUGUAAUUCAGUAUUACUGAGAAAGUUGCUAAGGAUGCUAAAGCACUCUUUCUUAUUCACUUUACAUUUAUAUUACAGAGUUUCGUCUCCGUAAAGCUUAUUGCAGGUAAAAUACCUCAUAUGUGACUCUUUUAUACACGUGCAUCAGUAAGGAUUUCUUCUCUACUUCUUCUUCACACUCCUUAGUCUUAAACCUUUCUUGCUCAGACUGUUAUUGAAGGAUUGACCAAUAUAUUUUUACAUUAUAGUGUAUUUUAUUUAGUUGUACAAUAAUGUAAUUAUUACCAUUAAUAUAACUGGAUGUUAAAAACAGAAAUGUAAGCCAUAGACUGUAUAUAAUGACAUUUAUUAAUCAGGCAAAGUGUGAAGAUGAUUUUAGUCGCCAACAGGGGGCGCUAUUCUCUCUGAUUGCAGUUUAUUCACUAAGGUUUUCUGGCUAAAACAUUCAUUUAAGCUUAUGGAAAAUAUGAAUGAAACUGAGUGGGUCAGUUUUAUGAUGUUCUUUAUUAUUUUUAAAAGAAAUGAUGUGAUUGUAAACCUUUGUUUAUUUUUCUCUUUGUUUGAAUAAAAUGUCCCAGAACAUAUGAAUAAACUUUAUAUGAAGCA
Molecule: messenger RNA, 3022 nt
Organism: Hemibagrus wyckioides
Lineage: Eukaryota; Metazoa; Chordata; Actinopteri; Siluriformes; Bagridae
Gene: pheta2
Product: PH domain containing endocytic trafficking adaptor 2
Exons: 4
Coding region: 180-1013 (277 amino acids)
Biological process (GO): retrograde transport, endosome to Golgi; endosome organization; receptor recycling
Cellular component (GO): recycling endosome; early endosome; trans-Golgi network
Source: RefSeq, a predicted model, not a curated record